This is a messenger RNA of Aspergillus glaucus CBS 516.65, 4745 nucleotides long. RefSeq lists its product as uncharacterized. Gene Ontology annotation, biological process: transmembrane transport. Gene Ontology annotation, molecular function: ATP hydrolysis activity; ATP binding; ABC-type transporter activity. The record is from RefSeq and is a predicted model, not a curated record. The transcript is spliced from 16 exons. NCBI's taxonomy places the organism in Eukaryota, Fungi, Ascomycota, Eurotiomycetes, Eurotiales, Aspergillaceae. Bases 171 to 4532 code for a protein of 1453 amino acids. Gene Ontology annotation, cellular component: membrane.
ACGACAAGGAGAAUUUCGAAUCAACAUAGGUGUACUACGUUCGGAGUGACAGGGAUUUGACAACCUUGAAACAAUAAUUCUAGUGUAUGUCUUGGCGGUGAGGAUUUGCCAUUUUUGACCGCUUAGCCGUCCUUUGUUAUAAAGAAUCAUGUUUGCUGAGCAACCACUUCAUGUCCAUCUCGACUGCACAAACCACAAUGGCGGCAGACCUCACACAGCUUAUCCAUAUCAUAUCUACAACCUGUGCUACGAUAUUUCUGUUGAUUCUUCCCGUCAGACUUUGGAAGCUGCGUAAAUCUAGCGUUAGAAGUACUCCAAGUUGGCGAGGACCUUUCAAGGCCGCGCUUGGGAUCUUUUUGUCGGUUGUACUAUCCCUAUGUUGGGCGAAGAUCUCAAGCUUGGAUGUUCAGCAUAAGUCUGAUUAUCUGACCUCACUGUUUACUUCAAUCAUUGCUGCAUUGGGCUUGAGUCUGCUUCUACUUCAUGAGCAGCAGAGGUCUCAUAGAGCUUCAGUUCUGGCUACCCUGUAUCUUUUUGCAACUAUACUGUGCGAUACCGUCUAUCUAACUAUACCUUCUCAGAGCGCCUCACAUGCAAAUGCCUCACGUUUGUUGUUUUUUCGUUGUUGCAUGCACACGGCGCUUCUGCUACUGGAGUUCUGCACCAAUUGGAGCUCACCAUUUAGAUCUUCCAGCAAGCUCCAGUCACCCGAAGAACUCUACGGCAUCUUGAACAGGGCUAUGUUCAUAUGGAUCAAUCCAUUUCUUCUUCAAGGGUACAAAAGGAUUCUCGUCCACCAAGAUUUGCCACUUCUCAAUCGAGACAUGAAGCCAGAGGUCACAAGACAGGCAAUACUUGAAACAUGGUCUCAGCGUGCCAGGCCCGAAACGGAGAGGACUUUGCCUCUAGCUUUGUUCAAAUGCCUGAAGCAGCCCUUCUUGGCGGCUAUUAUCCCUCGACUAUUUUUGCUUAUCUUUCGCUAUUCUCAGCCGAUCCUAAUCAGAGAGUCUAUCAAAUACGUUGUUGCGAGCCCGGCGGAUGCUGAAAGCAGCCGUGAGUUUCGGCUUAUUGUAUCAGCCAUGACAAUCUACGUUGGUCUUGCUCUAUCAACAUCUGUGUACCAACAUCGCAUCAACCGAUUGAAACUCAUGACUAGAAGUGCUCUUGUGGGCCUUAUUCAUGACAAGACCAUGAAGUCACCUAGCGUCGCUUAUAACAAUGGCGAGGCGACUACACUUAUGAGUACUGACGCAGAUAGUCUCGAUGGGAUUGCUGAAAUGAUCCACGAAACAUGGGCCCAAAUCAUCGAAGUGCUGAUUGGUAUAGGACUCCUGGCCAGUCAGGUUGGUUGGAUCUGGCCUCUCCCACUCUUUUUGAUUUACUUAUGUUCGCAUAUGAGUCGAUUCGUUGCAAAACACCUACAGCCCCGUCAAAAAGCUUGGAAUCAAGCAACACAGAGCCGCAUAGCUGCCACAAGCUCCGUGUUGAGCAUAAUGAAAGUUGUCAAAAUGCUUGGAAUCCAACACAACCUGGCCCAUCGCAUUCAAGAACUUCGAAGAGACGAGCUUCUGGCAGCUUCAAAGCUUAGAUGGAUCAUGGUAUAUUACAACGCAUCUGCCAAUGCGCUCGGAAUCUUCUCUCCAGCCAUCACCAUGGUUAUUUUUGCGGUCAUAUCAGUGGCUCGGGGCGGCAGCCUAGACACUGAGACAGCAUUCACCACCAUGGCUAUUUUGAGUAUGGUCACACAUCCUGCAAAUAUGGUCAUGACUAUUGUGCCGCGCGCAGUAGCAGCAUUCGCUGGAUUCGAGAGAAUUCGAAAUUUUCUGCUUCAGCAAUCUCCACAAGCUUAUCGCGGGACGCUGGCAAAGGGAACUUCAAACACGAUGCUGUGGGACCCAACAACUGGCCACUUGGUAAAUCCAGGCCCUGCCAUUGAAAUACGUCAGUUAGCAAUCGGUUACAAACACCUUCUUUUGGAAAAUAUCAACAUUGACGUGGCCAGUGGAUCUCUUGUCAUCAUAUCGGGUCCGACUGGCAGCGGCAAAUCGACCUUGUUGCGUGCUAUGCUUGGGGAAAUAGUUCCUGCCCAUGGAUCAGUUAGCCUGUCUACAAAACAGAUAGCCUAUUGUGCUCAGAGACCGUGGCUACCAAAUAAGACUAUCAAACAGGUGAUCUACGGUGCUACCGACAUCUCCAGUGCUAGCGGUCAAGACGAUGAAAGAUGGUAUGAUGAAGUGACAACUAUGUGUUGUCUCACCCAUGACUUCGAUUACCUUCCAGAUGGAGAUGAGACAGCAACUGGCAGUGGUGGCCUGAAUCUGUCCGGAGGACAGAGACAGAGAGUGACGCUCGCACGUGCGUUGUUUGCAAGAUGCGAUAUCCUGGUGCUUGACGACACCUUCAGUGGGCUGGAUGGUGAAACGGAGCAAGCCGUCUUUGCCAAUUUAUUCGGGUCAACAGGCCUUGUCCGACGGUUAGAGACUACCGUGGUUCUCGUUUCUAAUUCAGCUCAGUACUUCCAAUUCGCGGAUCAGAUUGUGGUUCUGGGUGAUCAUGGAAUUGUAGAGCAAGGAACUUGGAAGGACCUCAGGACUCAAGCCACAUCGAUCGCAAAAUUUUCUGCCAGACCGCACACGAAGGACAAUGCUGCCCUGGCGGCAAACUUUGAAAAACUCAGCGCUCAAUUGCGCGCAAAAGACGAGACUGAACUGGAUCUUGCAAGACAAAGCGGAGAUCCCGCUCUCUAUGCGUAUUAUUUCAAAUUCACUGAUUCCAUGAACCUGGUUAUUCCAAUUGCAAGCACGGCAUUAUAUGCUUUCUUCAUCACUUUCCCUCAAUACUGGCUUCAGCUAUGGACCGAAAUAAGUGGCAGGAACACCGUGUUCUAUGCUUGUGGAUUUCUCUUUCUAUCAAUUAUGUCGUGGAUGUCUACGAGUGUUCAGAUGUGGUCCAUUCUUACCGGACUUGCUCCACAAUCUGGGGAGCGGUUACAUGAAAGUCUUUUGAACAUUGUGAUCAGUGCACCAUUAUCCUAUUUCUCCAAAACCGACAAUGGCGCCAUCCUAAACAGAUUCAGUCAAGAUAUCCAGCUUAUUGACAAGCAAUUACCAUCAGCACUCCAGACUGUGAUGACUCAAAUCUUCAAGCUCCUCAUGCAGGUCAUACUUCUUUGUAUGGCCGAAAGAUGGCUUACAGUGUCUUUACCAGUCUGUGCGGUUCUGGUUUAUUUCGUCCAACGGGUGUAUCUUCGGACAUCAAGACAACUCCGACUUUUGGAGCUGGAGUCUCGAGCAGGGGUCUUCUCCAGCUUUUUAGAAUCUGUUGACGGUCUCGAAACAAUACGGGCCUAUGGUUGGUCCAAAGCUGUCAUACAGGACAACAUUCUACAGGUCGAAAACUUCCAACGUCCGGAAUUCCUCCUCUUGUGUCUUCAGAGGUGGCUCAAUAUUGUCCUUGAUCUUCUCAGUGCCGCAGUGGCAACCAUUGUCGUUGCCAUGGCUGUGGCACUUCGAGGGCAUGUCAGUGGCGCACAAGUGGGAAUAGCACUGAACAUUAUGCUCGUAGCCAACACGACGCUGCUCAAGCUGGUGGAAAGUUGGGCCACACUGGAGACCUCUCUCGGUGCCAUUGCUCGGUUGAAGACGCUCGAGGAUUUGACUCCACUCGAGGGUGGAAAGGUCUGGAGCUUUGAUCCCCCGAGUACCUGGCCUUCCAGGGGAAAUAUUGAAUUGAAGAACAUCAGUGCAUCCUACCAUCCUACAUCCGAAUCUUUAGCUAUCCGAAAUUUGAGCUUGGAUAUUACCGCAGGUCAAAAACUCGUCGUCUGUGGGCGUACAGGCAGUGGUAAGAGCACGUUACUCCUAACGCUCUUACGGCUGUUGGAACUGCGAUCCGGCAAGAUUGAGGUGGAUGGUGUCGAUAUCAAGCAUGUGCGACUAGAUUUGAUACGACAACGGUGCUUCAUCGCAGUUUCGCAGGAUCCUCUACUUCUGCCCAACGAGACCGUGCGCUUCAACUUAGACCCGGAUGCCUCAGAAUCAGACGACACUCUCAUCGUCGCAUUAACGAAAGCGGGACUGUGGUCACAUUUCUUCGAGGGCGAUACGAACGUUGGGGAAGAAGAGUCAGCCACUGUCAUCAAUCUCCCAGGGUUUGGUGAACACCCAGUCCUUGACCGAAAAAUUACAUCAUUCCAGGAGCUCUCGGUGGGACAAUGUCAACUGUUCGCUCUUUGUCGAGCACUUGUCAGAGCCAGUCUGCUGCGGCGUUCUGGGGUGAAGCCCGUGAUUGUCUUCGACGAAGUCACAUCGUCUCUCGAUACGGCUACGGAGUCCACUAUUCACCGUAUUGUUGACGAUGAGUUCACCAAAAUGGGCCACACUAUCAUCAUUGUUACCCACAGACUUGGCGCUUUGGAGGAGCACAUAAAAAUAGGGAGGGAUGCUAUCGCAUUGAUUGGAGAUGGUGUGUUACAGGAAGUCAUUGAAGACUUUGACCCAGCGACCUUCACGCAUGUUGAACAGAUGGAGUAAAGGGGUACCAAGGACUUCGACACAUGAGUCUCUGGACAUAUUGUCAGCUUUCAUGGUGAAUUAGCUCCCUGAAUUGGUAGCCUAGAAGAUCGUCUUAGAGACCUGGGUGGAAAGAUGCUAAUAAGGUAGUGGUCAAAAGUCGUUUGGUAAAUAUUUUUCCAUUACAAUUUCUUCAUAAAUACAGGUAGAAUUAUCCCAAGCUUUGCCACAAGA